Messenger RNA from Cucurbita pepo subsp. pepo (vegetable marrow), 2013 nucleotides. RefSeq names its product beta-glucuronosyltransferase GlcAT14B. Gene Ontology annotation, cellular component: membrane. Gene Ontology annotation, molecular function: glucuronosyltransferase activity. The record is from RefSeq and is a predicted model, not a curated record. Lineage: Eukaryota; Viridiplantae; Streptophyta; Magnoliopsida; Cucurbitales; Cucurbitaceae.
UCAUUUCCAUCAAUGGUAGGUUAGUGAGAUAGCAAUGGCAGGUUGAAGAUGGGAAGAGAGAGGGAUAUAUAAAUCUUCAGUUUCACUGUAUUUUCUCAUUGUAAAAAAUGGGUUCUAGUUCGUUUCUCAACUGAACACUCAAAUUCUUUCCUUUUCGUGUUAGUUCUAAUUCAGUUGCAGUGGAGAUCGAAGAACACCCAACUUCACAUUCAACUCCUUUUUCCAUUUAGACACUCAAAACCCUCAUGUUUGAAGCGUUUUAUUUGUGGGCAAUCCGAUUCUUGAGGUGAAAUGAAGAAAUUGAGGAGUUAUUAUAUGCAUUUCAGACACCCACCGAACAUGGAGCGGCGAUGGAUCUUCCUCUUGGCAAUAGGCUCCAUGGUAUCUCUGUUCCUUCUGUUUCUUUCAUUGAUGACCUCGCCGGGAGGAACCUCUCUGUUUCCGUUUUACAAAUCGCUGGCUGUUUCUAGUUCGUUCUUUGUUGAAUCGAAGCUUCAUCCGGUUCCAGUUUCAUCGCUCCCUCCGCCGCCGCGAUUCGCGUACCUAAUUUCGGGUUCAAUCGGAGAGGGCAACAUGUUGAAACGGACGCUUGAAGCUUUGUAUCAUCCGAUUAAUCGGUAUGUUUUGCAUUUGGACCUCGAAUCGCCGCCGGAGGAGCGGCUGGAUCUGCAAAAUUAUGUCCAGAAUCAUUCCAUUUUUAACAAAUUUGGGAAUGUUAAGGUCAUCACUAAGGCUAAUCUUGUUACCUAUCGAGGUCCGACUAUGGUGGCCACUACAUUGCACGCCGCCGCGAUUUUGCUCCGAGAAGGUGGCGAUUGGGAUUGGUUUAUUAACCUCAGUGCUUCAGAUUAUCCUCUUGUUACACAAGAUGAUCUACUGCAUACUUUUUCUUACUUGUCUCGUGAUCUCAAUUUCAUAGAUCAUACAAGCAACAUUGGAUGGAAAGAGAGUCAGAGGGCUAAACCAGUGAUUAUUGAUCCAGGGUUGUAUAUGUCGAAGAAGGCUGAUGUGUUUUGGAUUACACAGCGGAGAAGUGUGCCAACAGCCUUUAAACUCUUUACUGGUUCGGCUUGGAUGGCGCUUUCUCGGCCCUUUAUCGACUACUGCAUAUGGGGUUGGGAAAACCUACCUCGGAUCGUCCUAAUGUAUUAUGCAAACUUCAUAUCUUCUCCAGAAGGGUACUUCCACACCGUCGUCUGCAACGCUCAACAGUUCCAAAACACUACAGUGAACAGCGACCUCCAUUUCAUAUCAUGGGACAAUCCUCCCAAACAACAUCCUCACCAUCUCAAUAUCAAUGACAUGCAAAGAAUGGUAGAUAGCAAUGCUCCAUUUGCUAGAAAGAUCGAAGGAGAAGAUCCCGUUCUCGAUGAAAUCGACAAGAAACUUCUACACAAACGCCCCAACAUGGUAGUUUCCGGUGGUUGGUGCAUUGGAAGCCACAAAAAUGGGACCGAUCCAUGCUCAAUCACCGGCAAUACUAAUGUAUUGAAACCAGGUCCUGGAGCAAAACGACUUGAAACUCUGAUCAGCUCUCUAUUAUCCGAAGAGAACUUUCGACCUCGACAAUGCAAAUAAAGGAGAUACAUCAUCAUCAUCAUCAUCAUCAUCAUCAUCACCAUCAUCGACAACAUACUAAAAAUCCCAAAUGGUAAAACUCAGAUCAUGGAGAAUCGGGAGAAUCAUCAUAUAUUUUGGUGUUUGGGAAGGAAAUGGCUGAAAGUGUACACAACAACAAUUCUCUUAGCUUUUUGUUUUCUUACAAAGCUUCUUGACAGGUUCUUUUUUCCUCAAUCCCUCUGCUGCUGCCGCCGCCGCCGCCGCUGCUGUGGCAACACUUCUGUUUUUGUUCCACUGAUACCUUUCCUUUGUAAUACCCAAAUGGAUGGAAGAAUUUGGGUGUGACUGACUCUUAGUUCAUGAAAUUUCUGCAUACUGUUAGUAUCAAAAUUCUGUCAGAAUCUUUGAAACCUCUAAAUUUAGUGUUCUUGUGCUCUUAGAAGUUUGAUAUCA